This is a messenger RNA of Engraulis encrasicolus (European anchovy), 655 nucleotides long. Its product is annotated as E3 ubiquitin-protein ligase TRIM39-like. Lineage: Eukaryota; Metazoa; Chordata; Actinopteri; Clupeiformes; Engraulidae. Gene Ontology annotation, biological process: protein ubiquitination. The coding region runs from base 71 to 655 and encodes 194 amino acids. Gene Ontology annotation, molecular function: ubiquitin protein ligase activity; protein binding. The transcript has 3 exons. The record is from RefSeq and is a predicted model, not a curated record. Gene Ontology annotation, cellular component: cytoplasm.
AUAUGGAAUAAAUAAACAUGACUUGUGUGGAUAACCUUUUCUACCAUGCUCAUCCUCAGAAUCACAUAAGAUGAAAAACAUUAAACAACAUGCAGUGGAUGUGACCCUGGAUCCUGACACAGCAAACCCCCAUCUCAUCCUGUCUGCUGAUGGGAAACAAGUGAAGAUUGGCGCAUGGAAGAAUCUCCCAGAUACUCCAAAGAGGUUUAGUCAUGCUGCCAGUGUGUUGGGAAGAGAGGGCUUCUCCUCUGGCAAAUUCUACUAUGAGGUUCAGGUUAAGGGGAAGACUAAGUGGGAUAUAGGAGUGGCCAGGGAGUCCAUUAACAGGAAGGGAGACAUAACACUGAGGCCUACAUAUGGAUACUGGACAAUAGGGCUUAUAGAUGGGACCUACAAGACUCAAGCUGAUACCCAUGUUCCCCUCUCCCUGAAUGGAACGCUUCAAACAGUGGGGGUGUUUGUGGACUAUGACGCAGGUCUGGUCUCCUUUUAUGAUGCAGAUUGCUGGGAUCAUAUCUACUCAUUUACCAAUGUGUCCUUUACUGAGAACAUCUAUCCAUUCUUCAGCCCCGAUAAUAAUAAUGAUGGUAGAAAUUCAGCUCCUCUCAUAAUCACCCCAGUCUUGUCCCCAGUGCUUGCCCGAUCAACUUCGUGA